UCCAAGUGAGGAUUACACAAAAAGAAUAAGUGGAUUUCAGGUAGAAUAGAGGUUGUAACCUUUCCCUCAUAUUAUUAGAUUGACCCAGUAGGAAUCGUUUGAAACAGGUUUGUGAGCAGGUACUGUUUGUUUUGGAUAUAAAAGAUUAAGAAGGUGUUUGGGGGCCUAAAAAGAUACCAUUUAAAAAGGAAACCCUUAGUCCUAUUUCAAUAGUGAAAGUGGUUAGUUCGAUACAAAAAAAAAAAAAAAAAAAACUUAAAAUGGCAUCAAAAGUUAAGUGCAACAUGUGUGAUAAGUCCGUUGACUUUUCAGAGUUUCAAUCUCAUUAUGAGAGAUGCUCUGAUUAUCGUAAUAAUGUGGUGUGUGAUCUUUGCUCUAAGUCCAUCGACUUAAUAGAGUUUGAUAGUCAUUAUGAAUCAUGCUUGGGACCUAGGAAUGCUUUUGAGAUUCUUGUGAGCAAAGGAUCUAAUUCAAGUGAUCUUCAAGGUCCUUCAACGUCAGGAGCUUCAAAACGGCCUCGAUUGGAUACUCCGAUGGAACUAAUGAUUAUUGACUGUUCAAUUUGCGGUGAAAGUUACCCUUCGUCUAGGGAAAGACGCCAUAUGAUGUCGGACAAACAUAAGAAUGCAAGAGCAGCUCAACUAGAGGAAAAUGAAAACGUUAUUUUAAUUUCAACGGAGUCGCGAUUUCCUUUAAAAUCAUAUCGUUUUCACUCAAAUAAAAGUGAACAGAUUGAUUUAAAAGAGUUUUUUCAUGAUUGCAAAAAUGAUAUUAUCAAUUUAUUGCGUCACUGCAUGAGUGAGUACAGAUCCAUAAAAUACAAUUUAAAAGUAUAUGGAUUAUACGUUAAAAACACUGAAGAUGAAAGCUUAACAGAAACAAUGAAGCAUUUCAUUACUCCAUACAAACCAAUAUAUGAAAACGAGCUGAUUGAUGAUCAUCUAAAUGAUACCAUAGAAAAUUUGAUAACUCUCAGCAGUGAAUUCCAGGAGAAGGAUUCAGGCUGGGCAAUAAAGUGUUUUAAAUAUUUUGAACUUACCAUGAUAAAACUAGAGCAUAUCGCUGCAAACAGGUUUAUCCAAGCUCCCAAAAAAAUUAAGUCACGAAAUGCACUCAUAAAUGUUAAAAAUGACGAUGAUUUUUGUUUCAAGUGGUGUGUUUUAGCAUCAUUGGCCUAUGAAAAACACCUUAAAACUAUAUAUCAAACAGCAGCAUUAAAAAAAAUUUCCCGAGAUAAGUUAACAAUACCAUCAUCCUAUCGAUGCGGAAACAUACGGCAAGACAUCAUUUAUUAUGAAGGAGUAAGAUUAAAUUUUUCCGGAAUUGAGUUUCCAAUAACAAGCAAAGGAAUCAAGCGAUUCGAAUCAGCAAAUGAGGAUUUUAGCAUCAAUGUUUAUGAAGUCGAUGAGAAUGGAAAAAACGUUGUGGGACCCACAGUGAGGACUAAGAAAAUUCGGACUCACCACAUAAACUUGAUUGGAAUUAAUAGUGAUAAUAUGCAAAUGAUGCAUUAUGCAUAUAUAACGUGCAUCAGAAAAUUAUGUUAUUCACAACAUAGUAAAUCCCAUAAUACUGCAUAUUUUUGCGAGAACUGCUUGCAAUUUUAUAGUACAACAAAUACUAUACAUGACACUAAAGAGUGUGGAAAAGUUGCUGCUUUGUAUCCUGAACCUAAUACCAAAACUGUAUUCAAAAGUUUUUCUAAAAAACUAUCUCCACCAGUAGUAAUUUAUGCUGACAUCGAAGCAGUUUUGGAAAAUUACCAUAUAAAUCUUAAUGAUCCAUCAAAAUCAUCAACUACUAUGGCACAGAGGCAUACAGCAUGUGCAGCAUCAUUUUAUAUUGUACAUAAAUACAAUGAACAUCUAAAUGAGAUGUGGACAUACGAAGGACCGGAUUGUAUCCAAAAAUUUUGUCAAGCACUUAGGAUGAAAACCGAUGGACUUUAUGAGAAGUACUGGAAGUCCUAUAAAAAACCAAUCUAUCAGUUUAACAUUUGGGAUGAGGAUUAUCAGGAACACGGUGAUUGCUAUGCCUGCGAAAAACAAAUUUCUGAUGAUGAUCGAGAAAAAUUCUUUGAUCAGCUUACAGGACAAUAUGUAGGUCCUAUUCAUAAGCUGUGUAAACAGACAUUUAGAUUAAGCGAUCCCUUUUCCCGGUAGUUUUUCAUAACUUGUCUCGUUAUGAUAUACAUUUAUUUGUUACGUCAAUAAAAGAUGAACUAAGACCCA
Molecule: messenger RNA, 2231 nt
Organism: Drosophila miranda
Lineage: Eukaryota; Metazoa; Arthropoda; Insecta; Diptera; Drosophilidae
Exons: 2
Coding region: 261-2162 (633 amino acids)
Source: RefSeq, a predicted model, not a curated record